Messenger RNA from Micropterus salmoides (largemouth bass), 2684 nucleotides. RefSeq names its product cytokine receptor-like factor 1b (gene crlf1b). The record is from RefSeq and is a predicted model, not a curated record. Gene Ontology annotation, cellular component: external side of plasma membrane. The transcript is spliced from 8 exons. Gene Ontology annotation, molecular function: cytokine receptor activity; protein binding. Gene Ontology annotation, biological process: cytokine-mediated signaling pathway. Bases 289 to 1461 code for a protein of 390 amino acids. Lineage: Eukaryota; Metazoa; Chordata; Actinopteri; Centrarchiformes; Centrarchidae.
GUGUGUGUGUGUGUGUGUGUGUAUCAGGGAGGGGACUAAUUAAGGAGCAUUAAUGACUUGUGGCCGUUUGGAAAAAACAAGGGAGGAGUUUAAGUGUUUGAGCAGCAGCAGCAGAGUAACUCUGGAGCUAAAAACGAAGAGCACCUCGUGUUUCAGUCAGUGUAGUCUCCUGACUUUCAGUGAAGAACCUCUGGAGAGUGAGGCUGCGCGGUUCCUCUUCAAACUUCACCUCGCUGUCUGCUCUCCACGUCCCGGUGUUCCGGAAACAAGAAAGCGGCUGGAAGAACCAUGUUUGCCUUCAUGUUUCUCCUCCUCCUUGCUCCACAUGUGUUGUUGUCCUCGGCACAUUUAGCAGAGAUCUCCCCUCAAGAUCCUGUCCUGCAUAUUGGCUCCAGUCUGACGGCCAAGUGCAUGCUGAGCCCUGAGCUUGGCCUCCACGCCAGCAUGCUCUACUGGACGCUGAAUGGGAUGUGUCUGUCCAGCAGCACCUACAGCGUGGUGAGCCCUGACAUCCUGAGCGUCACCCUUCACAACCUAAACGGCUCCCAGCAGCAGUCUGGAGACAACCUUGUGUGUCAUUCAGCAGAUGGACACGUCCUGGCUGGUUCUUGUCUCUAUGUGGGCAUGCCCCCGGAAAAACCAGUCAAUAUAACGUGUUGGUCCCGCAACACAAAGGACUUGAGCUGCAAGUGGAGCCCAGGGGGGCGGGGUGAGACCCACAUCCCAACCCAGUACACCCUCAAGUACAAAUUGAGGUGGUACGGGAGAGAGAAGGAGUGUGAAAAUGACAGCACGGGGAAGCAGCGUUACUCCUGCCACAUCCCCCGCAACCUCGCCCUCUUCACUCCGUAUGAGAUCUGGGUGGAGGCAGCCAAUCAGCUGGGCUCUGCCACCUCUGACAUCACCACCCUGGACGUCCUCGAUGUAGUGACUACAGACCCUCCUACCAACGUGCAGGUGAGUCGUGUCGGCGACCUCGAGGACCAGCUGACGGUCCGCUGGGCCAGCACCCCCGAGCUCAAGGACAUCCUGUUUCAGGCCAAAUAUCAGAUACGCUACAGAGUGGAGGACAGCACUGAAUGGAAGGUAGUGGAUGAUGUUGGGAACCAGACGUCAUGUCGGCUGGCAGGCCUCCGGCCCGGCACCGUUUAUUUUGUCCAGGUGAGGUGCAAUCCAGUGGGCAUCUAUGGCUCCAGGAAGGCCGGCAUCUGGAGUGACUGGAGCCACCCAGCUGCUGCCUCCACACCCAACAAUGAGCGGCUGCAGAGCGGCUCCUGUGAUCCUAAGCCCGGUGAGCAGAACUCCACCCUGCGGCGGGAACUCAAGCAAUUCUUCGGCUGGGUCCGCAAGCAUGCGUACGGCUGCAGCGGCAUGUCAAUCAAACUGUACGACCAGUGGAGGGUUUGGCUGCAGAAAUCGCACAAAACGCGCAACCAGAUUCUACAAGACGAUAAUUCAUAGCACCAUCACUCAGCACCACUGUGGUGCUUAAUUCAAGAAGAGCAUAAAGAAACACUGACAGAUAACUGGCCCCGAGGGUCCCAGCUGUGUGAGAGGUCCAACGCCCCGCUUGAGGGAUACUGCAGUGUUUGGUCAUACAGCCUUAACUUGAGUUUAAAGGGCCCGAGUGGAGGAUAAUUAAAGUGAGACAAUGCAGCCUUUUUCUGCCAUUUCCUCUGGCCAGAUCUUUCUGUUAGAUGUGUUUGCACAAACACAAGUAUUUAGGCUGUUGAUAACUGAACUUAUACUCUGAACAGAAAAUGUUAUCGGAACAUUUUUUAAUAACUUAAUGUGAGAUAAGCAAGUCUUUAAUGCUACAUUGAUGUCAAAUGGUACUAAAGUAUUACUGAAGCAUCUACAAAAACAAAUUGCCAUGGCAGUAACACAAUGGACUGGGAACAAAAUGCAUAAAACCGUAAUCCUACUUUUCCAGGCCAAGAAACACAAAGUAUUUUUGUGAAGCUGUGGUUUUCUCCAAGAAAAUCUGAAUUUUUCAGUUUUCCAGUGUUGUGGCCUUGUAUAUCUCUAUAUCUAUUACUAUUGGAAAUAACUAGUUCAGGAUUGGACUGCAGUUAUUAUAUGAUAAAAUGUUAUUUUUAUUAUCAAUUAACUGCUGAUCAGUUUCUCAAUGACUGGAUUACUUGAUUUAUCGAUAAAAUGUCAAAAUGAAAUGUGAAACUUGUAAAACAAUAUACCAGUAAUUUGCUAAAGGCCAAGGUGACAUAAUGUUUUCUUUUGUCUUACUGAAACCCAAAGAUAUUCCAUUUACAAUGAUUAUAAAUCAGAGAGAAGUUGACUGUACUGACAAUCGAGGAACUGGAACCAAUGAAUGUUUGGCAUUUUGCAACACAAAAAUAGACUUAAAACAAGUAAUUACAAAAUAGUUGGUGAAUAAUUUUCUAUUGACCAACAUAACAUUUUAUUCUCUGCUAGUUCAGUGAAAACUAUAUUUGUAGAAGCAUCUAAAAUGUUGUAUGACAUACCAUUCAUUAAAAUUGUAUCAGUAAUUGAAUACCCAUGAGAUAAUGCCUCACUAUCUGUACAAUGUAUAUACUAUCCUGUGUCUGAGUAGACCAUUUGUUUAUAUUUUUAUAACUGCAUAUUUAAAAAAUGUUUUUUGACUUAAGUUCUACUCUUUUACUGCACCAGUAAUGCCGCUAAAAAAUGUAUAACAUAUAGAAGAG